Messenger RNA from Trichogramma pretiosum, 856 nucleotides. RefSeq names its product SAYSvFN domain-containing protein 1 (gene Saysd1). Bases 140 to 601 code for a protein of 153 amino acids. The transcript has 2 exons. NCBI's taxonomy places the organism in Eukaryota, Metazoa, Arthropoda, Insecta, Hymenoptera, Trichogrammatidae. The record is from RefSeq and is a predicted model, not a curated record.
GCGACUCCUGCAACUGCUGUACGUCGUGUGUCAGCUGCAGCUAUUCGGCACGUUUUGUUUUUCAACUAACUGUCAACAGGUGUUGAACUUGUUCAAUAUUUUAAUAUGUUGUGAGAGUGCAUUUAUCAAGUCCAAAUAGAUGGAAGAGAAACUGCGAGCUUACAGAAGACAGAAGCGACGAGAAGAUAUGGUUGAAACUGCUAAAAACACCUUCAAAGAAGCUUUAUCUUGGCAGAAAAAUCUUAUACUACCUACUAUUCACAAUCCUUCUCGUGAUGAUGACUUGGAAAGUAUUAUGUCUGAAGAAAGCAUAGAUUUUAGUCCUCCACCUAGUCCAUUUUUUACUAGAACCUUAUGCUUUCUUUAUUUUCUCUUAUGGACAACGAUAUACGUCAUUGCGAUUAAACUAGAAUUUGGAGCAGUGUACUUUGUGCUAUCGUUAUUGGUAUUUAUUUAUUACAAUACUCGGACAGGUCCUAAAAAGAAAGGUGAAUUGAGUGCUUAUUCAGUGUUUAAUCCAAAUUGUGAAACGAUCCAAGGCACCCUAGAUCCAAAACAAUUUGAACAGGAAAUCAGAUACGGUGGAUUGAGUGUACAUUGACUGUAAAUUGAAAAGACAAGAUCAUAAGCAAAUUAUAUUUUAAUGUGAUUUUUUGAUGAUGUUUAUUCAGAAAAAAUAUAUGUGUAUUUUUGAUAAGUUUAAUAAGUCUUAAGCUGAAGUAACUUUGGUGCUGUGAAUGGUAUACAAUCCUGUGUAAACUCGAGGACAAGGCAUUGCUGCGCCUUUUUGCUAAGAUUGUUGAACUUGAAGUAUUUUAAAACUUAAUAUAGUUGAAUAAAAAUUAUUUAUACAGUA